This is a messenger RNA of Nilaparvata lugens (brown planthopper), 1978 nucleotides long. RefSeq names its product acetylcholine receptor subunit beta-like 1. The transcript has 6 exons. The record is from RefSeq and is a predicted model, not a curated record. NCBI's taxonomy places the organism in Eukaryota, Metazoa, Arthropoda, Insecta, Hemiptera, Delphacidae. Gene Ontology annotation, molecular function: transmembrane signaling receptor activity; acetylcholine-gated monoatomic cation-selective channel activity. Gene Ontology annotation, biological process: nervous system process; signal transduction; regulation of membrane potential. Gene Ontology annotation, cellular component: synapse; neuron projection; postsynaptic membrane. Bases 530 to 1978 code for a protein of 482 amino acids.
ACGAAAGGUUAUCUUUACAGCCACUCCUUAGAAGAUGUGGUGUUUCGAGUAGCUUCAAGGUUUCAGGGGAGUUUUGAUUUUGAAACAUUUUUGAGAAGGUUUCAGGAGGAUGUGGUUGUUUGAUGUAUUGUAAUAAAUUGGGUGGGAAUUGUUGGUGCGUGUGUGUGGAGGGGUGAAAGGGUGGUGGAGUCUGCGCAGGAGGGGGGGUCGGUUCGAUAGCGCCGGGGUUCGGCUGGCAGGCUGGGACAGUCCUGCAGUAUGGCGCUCUCAGACACAAACACAGUCAGUAGUUGCUCGCGCCACAGCCGCCGCUGACUACUGCUACUGCACCCCUCAGGCUAAUCCACCACCCCGAUGAUCACCAGCCUGGCCAGCUGUUGGGCGAUGCCGUCAUGACUCUGGGACAGCAGCACUCUAGUUGCACUCUGGUGUAGGCUGCACAAUAAUUCUAGUAAACACGAGCGUGGUGAUUGAGUGCGCGUGUGGUGAAUGGAGCCUGCCUGACAAUGGACGUGUCCCACCAGCCAGCAUGAACCCCGUCGUUAUUGCCACAGCCAUGGUUCUGCUAGUCUUCGGCGUCAUCAUUCCUGGUCUGUGCUCGGAGGAUGAGGAGCGUCUGGUGAGAGACCUGUUUCGUGGCUACAACAAACUCAUUCGGCCUGUGCAGAACAUGACACAGAAAGUCGACGUUCGGUUCGGUCUUGCCUUCGUUCAGCUCAUCAACGUGAAUGAGAAGAACCAGAUCAUGAAAUCGAACGUCUGGCUACGAUUAGUGUGGAAUGACUAUCAAUUACAAUGGGAUGAGGCGGACUACGGUGGAAUUGGCGUACUCAGGUUACCGCCCGACAAAGUUUGGAAGCCUGAUAUUGUUUUAUUCAACAAUGCCGACGGUAACUACGAGGUUAGAUACAAAUCCAAUGUGCUCAUCUACCCUAACGGGGAAGUCCUCUGGGUCCCUCCUGCCAUUUAUCAAAGUUCGUGCACAAUCGACGUGACAUACUUCCCGUUCGACCAACAGACGUGCAUCAUGAAGUUCGGAUCGUGGACGUUCAACGGCGACCAAGUGUCCUUAGCGCUCUACAAUAACAAAAACUUUGUCGACUUGUCCGACUAUUGGAAGUCGGGCACUUGGGACAUAAUCGAGGUGCCAGCCUACCUCAACAUCUACGAGGGCAACCAGCCGACAGAGACCGACAUCACCUUCUACAUCAUCAUCAGGCGGAAGACACUCUUCUACACGGUCAAUCUCAUUCUGCCGACUGUGCUCAUCUCGUUCCUUUGUGUGUUGGUGUUCUAUCUGCCGGCCGAGGCCGGCGAAAAAGUGACAUUGGGCAUAAGUAUUUUGCUGUCACUGGUUGUGUUUCUGCUGCUCGUCUCCAAAAUCCUGCCACCCACGUCACUGGUGCUGCCGCUCAUCGCCAAGUACCUGCUAUUCACCUUCAUCAUGAACACAGUGAGUAUCCUGGUCACAGUCAUCAUAAUCAACUGGAACUUCCGAGGACCACGCACACACCGCAUGCCGCCGUGGAUCCGCGCCGUCUUCCUCUACUACCUGCCGAUCAUCCUGCUGAUGAAGCGGCCGAAGAAGACGCGUCUGCGCUGGAUGAUGGAGAUGCCCGGCAUGAGUGCACCGCCGCACCCCUCCUACGGGUCGCCGGCCGAGCUGCCCAAGCACCUGCCGCCAGCCGCAGCGUCGGCCGCCGCAGCUGCAGCCGCAGCCGCCAAGGGCAAGAUGGAGGCGAUGGAGUUGUCCGACCUGCAUCACCCCAACUGCAAGAUCAACCGCAAGGCGUCGGCCGAGCGUCGCGAGAGUGAGAGCUCCGACUCGCUGCUCCUCUCGCCCGAGGCUUCCAAAGCCACUGAGGCUGUCGAGUUCAUCGCCGAACAUCUGCGCAACGAAGACCAGUACAUACAGGUAAGCCUACUGCUCACAUCCUCUCUAGACAAUCAUUCGAAAACUAUUACAAAAUAUUACUAA